Molecule: messenger RNA, 3471 nt
Organism: Sphenostylis stenocarpa
Lineage: Eukaryota; Viridiplantae; Streptophyta; Magnoliopsida; Fabales; Fabaceae
Source: the annotation of a GenBank genome assembly
AUGGUCAAAACGGCGUCGUCCCCUUCUUCUUCUCCGGUCACCAUAACGGUGUCGUCCGGAGGACGACGCAGAAGCAUGGGACUAACCAGUCCUGUUUCACGCGCCUCAGUCUGUACCAACAACCCCACUUCCCCUCUCCGAGCUUCUGGCGGCGGUAGGAGACUCUCCGGCGCGGGCGCUUCCAAAGACGGUGGUAUUGAAGAAAUCAACUCCGAAUGCGUGACGUAUACCGUCCACAUUCCUCCGACGCCCGACCGCAAGCCCCUGACUACCUCGGAAGACGGAAAGGGCAGCACGAGUUUCAUCUCCGGCACGAUCUUCACCGGAGGCAACAACUCCGUGACUCGCGGCCACGUCAUCGAAUCCUCCAUGGAAACCGAAGCGCUGUCGAAAUCCUCGUCAGUUUGCGGAAUGAAGGGUUGCGGGGAGGAAGCGAUGAAAGGAAGGCCAUGUAGUACGUGCGAAUGCGGGUUCAAGAUCUGCAGGGGGUGUUACUUGGAGUUUGGCGAGAACAAAGGAGGAAGAAAGUGUCCUGGGUGCAAAGAGCCUUAUAAGUAUGUGAGUGAUGAUGAAGAUGAUGGUAGUGAUGAAGAGGGAGAGGGAUCUGAGGGUGAGGAUCAGCCUCUGCCUCUGCCUUCUAUGGCGGAGUUUAAGUUGGACAAGAGGCUUUCUCUAGUGAAGUCCUUCAAAGCGCAGAAUCAUCUUCCUGACUUUGACCACACGCGAUGGCUGUUUGAGACGAAGGGGACCUAUGGCUAUGGAAACGCUGUGUGGCCUAAAGAUGGUUACGGUGCUAACGGGUUUGAACCCCCUCCGGAGUUUGCAGAGAAAGUGAGGAGACCCUUGACCCGCAAGGUUGGAGUUUCAGCUGCUAUUCUCAGUCCUUAUAGGUUGCUUAUUAUGCUUCGUUUUGCUGCCUUGGGUUUAUUUCUUACAUGGAGGAUAAAACAUCCGAACCAUGAAGCCAUUUGGUUAUGGGCAAUGUCCAUAACCUGUGAAAUAUGGUUUGCAUUUUCGUGGAUUCUUGAUCAACUUCCUAAACUAUGUCCUGUGAAUAGAGUAACUGAUCUAUCUGUUCUGAAGGAGCGAUUUGAGUCUCCAAACCUGCGGAACCCGAAAGGAAGAUCUGAUCUACCAGGAAUUGACGUGUUUGUUUCCACCGCAGAUCCUGAAAAGGAGCCUCCUCUUGUCACUGCCAAUACCAUUCUCUCGAUCCUUGCAGUUGAUUAUCCAGUGGAGAAGGUUGCGUGUUACUUGUCUGAUGAUGGUGGAGCUCUGCUGACAUUUGAAGCUCUAGCUGAGACUGCUAGGUUUGCUAGAAUUUGGGUUCCUUUCUGUCGGAAGCACCAAAUACAGCCGCGAAAUCCUGAAGCUUAUUUUGGGCAGAAGCGUGAUUUUCUAAAGAAUAAGGUCCGGUUGGACUUUGUAAGAGAGAGAAGAAGAGUGAAGCGGGAAUAUGAUGAGUUCAAAGUGAGGAUAAACUCCUUGCCGGAAUCCAUUAGGAGAAGAUCCGAUGCUUACAAUGCUCAUGAGGAGCUCCGAGCCAGUAAGAAACGGAUGGAAACAGGUGCCAAUGUCUCCGAACCCAUUAAGGUUCCUAAAGCUACGUGGAUGUCCGAUGGUUCUCAUUGGCCAGGAACUUGGGUAUCAGCAGAACAAGACCACUCAAGGGGGGACCAUGCUGGUAUAAUUCAGGCAAUGUUAGCUCCACCAAAUGCAGAACCGGAAUUUGGUGCAGAAGUUAAUGGGGAUAACUUGAUUGAUACAACCGAUGUUGAUAUUAGGUUGCCCAUGCUUGUUUAUGUGUCUCGUGAAAAGCGGCCGGAAUAUGACCACAACAAGAAAGCAGGGGCAAUGAAUGCUCUUGUUCGCACCAGUGCCAUCAUGUCCAAUGGACCAUUCAUUCUGAAUCUUGAUUGUGAUCAUUACAUCUACAACUCCUUGGCUCUAAGAGAAGGAAUGUGCUUUAUGCUUGACAGGGGUGGUGAUAGGAUAUGCUACGUUCAGUUCCCUCAACGGUUUGAGGGCAUUGACCCCAGUGACAGAUAUGCAAAUCACAACACUGUGUUCUUUGAUGUGAGCAUGAGAGCUCUUGAUGGCUUACAAGGCCCCAUGUACGUAGGAACAGGCUGCAUAUUCAGAAGAACAGCUCUGUAUGGAUUUAGCCCUCCUAGAGCCACGGAACAUCAUGGCUGGCUUGGCAGGAGAAAAAUUAAGCUGUUUCUGAGAAAGCCAAAGAUUUCAAAAAAGGAAGAUGAUGAAGUUGCUGUGAUGAUAAAUGGUGACCACAACGAUGAUGAUGCAGACAUAGAGUCCUUGCUUCUUCCCAAAAGGUUUGGAAACUCAUCUUCUCUUGCUGCAUCCAUUCCUGUGGCGGAAUACCAAGGAAGGUUGCUUCAAGAUUUGCAAGGAAAGGGAACACAUGGAAGGCCAAUGGGUUCUCUUGCUGUGCCUCGUGAGCCAUUGGAUGCAGCCACUGUUGCUGAAGCAAUUAGUGUGAUAUCUUGUUCCUAUGAGGAGAAAACUGAAUGGGGCAAAAGAGUGGGGUGGAUAUAUGGUUCAGUUACAGAAGAUGUGGUGACUGGUUACAGAAUGCACAAUAGAGGUUGGAGAUCAGUGUACUGUGUGACCAAAAGGGAUGCUUUUAGAGGAACAGCUCCAAUCAACUUGACAGACAGGCUACACCAAGUGCUUCGAUGGGCAACAGGUUCUGUUGAGAUCUUCUUCUCAAGGAACAAUGCGUUGUUAGCAAGUCCUAGAAUGAAGUUCCUGCAGAGGGUGGCAUAUUUCAAUGUAGGAAUGUACCCUUUCACUUCAAUGUUUUUGAUCGUCUAUUGCUUUCUACCUGCAGUGUCCCUAUUUUCGGGUCAGUUUAUAGUCCAAUCCCUCAGCGUAACUUUUCUAGUGUUCUUGUUGGGGAUCACGAUCACACUGUGCUUGCUUGCACUGCUCGAGAUCAAGUGGUCAGGAAUCACUCUACAUGAUUGGUGGAGAAAUGAACAAUUCUGGUUAAUUGGUGGAACAAGUGCACACCCUGCUGCUGUUUUACAAGGGUUGUUGAAGGUCAUAGCAGGAGUGGACAUAUCAUUCACCUUGACCUCAAAGUCAGCUACUCCAGAAGGUGGAGAUGAUGAGUUUGCUGAUCUUUAUGAGGUGAAAUGGAGCUUUCUAAUGGUCCCUCCAAUUACUAUUAUGAUGGUGAACGCCAUUGCUAUUGCUGUAGGGGUAGCUAGGACUAUGUACAGUCCCUUUCCACAGUGGAGCAGACUAGUAGGAGGUGUGUUUUUCAGCUUCUGGGUCUUGUGCCAUCUUUAUCCAUUUGCAAAGGGCCUCAUGGGAAGGAGAGGGAAGGUUCCUACCAUCAUCUAUGUUUGGUCUGGAUUACUCUCCAUUAUUAUCUCUUUGCUUUGGGUAUACAUAAACCCUCCUUCAGGCAGAGUACAAGAUUACAUGAAUUUCCAAUUCCCUUGA